GUGUCCUCAGAUCAGCGACGUGAGGUUCAGAGGCAACUGCUCACACACUCUUUCUGUUUAGCUGUUUGCUUGCAAGGGCAUCAAAUCUCCUUUAUUCAGACCCUUCCUUGGCUCAACUUUGCUCUCAUUCCUGCCAGUGCAGGGCCCGUGGCUACCACCAUGGCAAACCAGUACAACAUCAAUGAGGAGAAGAUCCUAAUGGACAGACAUGCCAAAGAGAUUGACUUGAUCAACAGGGACCCUAAGCAAAUUAAUGAGGAUGUCGUGAAGGUUGAUUUUGAGGACGUGAUUGCCGAGCCCGAUGGCACACACAGUAUGGACGGAGUGUGGAAAGCCAGCUACACCACCUUCACCAUCUCCAAGUACUGGUGCUACCGCAUACUCUCCGCCAUCUUUGGGAUCCCAGUUGCCCUGCUGUGGGGAUUCUGCUUCGCCUGCAUCUCUUUUUGCCACAUCUGGGCUGUCAUGCCCUGCAUCAAGAGCUACCUGAUUGAAACCCAGUGCCUGAGUCGAAUCUACUCGCUCUGCAUCCACACAUUCUGCGACCCCUUCUUUGAGGCUCUGGGCAAAAUAUUCAGCAGCAUACGAGUGGCGCUUCGCAAGGAGGUGUAGCGGUCACAAAAACAAUGUUCACGAUGGCUGCCAGGAAAAUUGGUGUUCUUUUGGUUUUGUUUUAUUUUUAUAAAAGAGGUCAGACCUUGAUGGGCUUAGGCCUCAUCCCCAUUGCCUUUAUAUAAAUGAAAACUAACUAGAUGUACAUAAUGGUGACUGAAUGCUGCUGCUUAGACAUUUAUUGAGGUGUGAUCAGAGGUAUUUAGGCAGUUCACCUUGAGGUACUUACCUGUCCAGAGAACUAUUUAUGUUGAAGUAGAUUUGAGAGUUGACAGCAGACAACAUGUCUGAUGCGUUUAUGUGAUAAGGCCUUCUCUCUUUAUGUUAAUGAAACAUUAUUAUUUGGUAAAGGUUUACUGUAUUCCUGUAGUGUCAAAAAAGAAAUGGAAGAAGAUAAAAUACCUUGUGGAAUGAUAACAAAUCUUAUGUUUUUGCCUUUAUUAAAUUAAAUUAAAUUAAAUUAAUCUAGAUGUCUUGAUUUAUCACAUGUGUGAUUUGGACCGUUCACAAAAUAAAUAUAUCUUAGAAAGUCAAACUGUUC
This is a messenger RNA of Hemibagrus wyckioides, 1153 nucleotides long. RefSeq names its product caveolin 3 (gene cav3). Gene Ontology annotation, biological process: regulation of membrane potential; caveola assembly. The record is from RefSeq and is a predicted model, not a curated record. The transcript has 2 exons. Lineage: Eukaryota; Metazoa; Chordata; Actinopteri; Siluriformes; Bagridae. Bases 160 to 612 code for a protein of 150 amino acids. Gene Ontology annotation, molecular function: connexin binding; molecular adaptor activity; transmembrane transporter binding. Gene Ontology annotation, cellular component: caveola.